Oryzias latipes (Japanese medaka) is the source of this 1648-nucleotide messenger RNA. RefSeq names its product distal-less homeobox 2a (gene dlx2a). Lineage: Eukaryota; Metazoa; Chordata; Actinopteri; Beloniformes; Adrianichthyidae. The record is from RefSeq and is marked provisional. Gene Ontology annotation, biological process: cell differentiation; embryo development; negative regulation of transcription by RNA polymerase II. Gene Ontology annotation, molecular function: RNA polymerase II cis-regulatory region sequence-specific DNA binding; DNA-binding transcription factor activity, RNA polymerase II-specific.
GUAUCAUCAAAGGCCGCUGCGAGAGGAGCACGCGCUCCGCUUCUUUUUUGUCACAGUUUGAGCAGGGAUGCGCUUUGGUUCAAACAGCUGAGUCGUGUGUGGUGGGUUUUAUUAUUUUUUAGUCGACUUGAUGCGCAAAUUUUGAUCAACUUCAAGAUGACUGGGGUUUUUGAGAACCUAAACACCGAUAUGCAUUCCAACCAGAUUACCUCAAACAGUUACCACAGCUUGCACAAAUCGCAGGAAUCUCCGACCCUGCCGGUGUCCACGGCCACGGACAGCAGCUACUACAACGGCCCGCAGCCUGGACACUGCACCGGGACUCCCUUUGGCCAGCUGGGCUCCUAUCAGUACCACAGCAACGCCACGGGUUCGGUGCCAUACAACGCAAAGACCUACGAGCUUGGUUUUAAUUCGUCUUAUGGUGCAUACAGCUCUUAUGGAUCCACGAAUUCUCCCACUCCCCCUGCAGAUAAUGAGAAAGAAGAAAGCGAGCCAGAAAUCCGGAUGGUUAAUGGAAAACCAAAGAAGGUCAGGAAACCUCGAACCAUUUAUUCCAGCUUCCAACUGGCUGCACUUCAGCGGAGGUUUCAAAAGACUCAGUAUCUGGCUCUGCCAGAACGGGCCGAGCUGGCAGCCUCACUGGGCCUUACGCAAACACAGGUCAAAAUCUGGUUCCAAAACCGCCGCUCCAAGUUCAAGAAGCAGUGGAAAAGUGGAGAAAUUCCCCCAGAGCAACAUGUUGCUGCCAGCGAGUCUCCUCCGUGCACGUCUCCGUCAACGACCGCCUGGGACUUUCCACAGACUCAGAGAAUGAACAGCAUCAGCUCGAGUUUACCUCAGAGCAUCAGCCCUCCCAACACGACGGCGCCUUCAUCGUUUUUGACAAACUACUCAUGGUACUCCACGACGAACUCUACCACGCAUCUGCAGUCCCCUCUGGUCCAGCACCAUCAUGGCUCUGCAAUAAGCGCCGGGACGAUAUUUUAGGACUGGAAAAAAAAAACACUGGGGUGAAAUCGGGCAACACCGGUGAAAAAUUAAAAUACCAACACCUUACACAUUUGCGCCUUUGUGCGCAAAACGCAGCAAAUGGCUGGAGUAAGGUUCCUAGACCUUGCCGGGUUUCUCCCCGUUAGUAGACACAGAUUUUGACUGUUAUUUUUGUAUUUAUUUAUUUCUAUUUGUGUGAGGGAUGAAUGAACCACUACUACCCAAAGCAAUGACAGACUACAUGGGCGCAAGCUCACCUUUACGCGGACGUCACUUUUUUUGGGUCCUUUCUUGUGCAAACAGCAGCAGGACAGCCUUUCACAGAUGUAGCACAAAUUACUGUAUUGUGCCUUUUUUCAGUAUGACCUCAUCUUCUCGUGGGGGGUGGGGGGUAAAAUUGUGUACAUUCUACAGUUGAUUUAAAAACGUUGAGGGGGAGGCUAAACAGACCCACGCUGUAAAUAUUUUACCACAGCUUUAUGAUGUCUUUUUUUAUUAGGCUUUCUGGAACAAAUUCAAUAAUCAAGUAAGCUACUGAUUCCCCAACACUCUGACUGGCUUGUAUUUAGUUCAAUUUUGUAUUUUUGUCUUAUUUAUUUUUUAGCAGUGUUCCAUAUGGCCAAACCUUAUUUAAAUAAAAUGUUUCCUGUGAAUU